This is a messenger RNA of Ornithodoros turicata, 2146 nucleotides long. RefSeq lists its product as uncharacterized. The coding region runs from base 134 to 1969 and encodes 611 amino acids. The record is from RefSeq and is a predicted model, not a curated record. The transcript has 10 exons. Gene Ontology annotation, biological process: glutathione metabolic process. Lineage: Eukaryota; Metazoa; Arthropoda; Arachnida; Ixodida; Argasidae. Gene Ontology annotation, molecular function: glutathione transferase activity.
ACCAAUGCGUCGCUUCUGAGUCACGCAGCUGUGUAUCGUCGCCUGCACUAUAAACGCGAGCACUUCAGAGCCCUUGCUCUAGUCAACAGUGGGCGUUCGUCGUGUCUGCAUCGCAUUCGAGAAGCAUUCCACCAUGCCCGUCGAUCUGUACUGCUCUUCCGGAAGCCCGCCAUGCACCUUCGUCAGGGUCGUGGCGAAACUUUUGGGCGUGGAGCUCAACCUGAAGAAGGUGAACCUAAUGGCUAAGGAACACCUGCAGCCAGAAUUUGUGAAGCUAAACCCACAGCACACAGUUCCAACCCUUGACGACGAUGGCUUCGUCCUUUGGGAAAGCCGUGCUAUCGGUACGUACCUGGUGGACAAGCAUGCCGCAGGUAGCAAGCUGUACCCGAGUGACCUCAAGGAGAGGGCUGUGGUCAACAGGCUAUUGUACUUCGAAUCUGGAACCCUGUAUUCCGCACAGAUGAACUACUUCCGUCCCAAGUGGUUCCGUGGUCAAGAGCCCAGCGAGGAAGUGAAGGCUGCUUACAACAAGGUUCUCGAAACUGCAGUGGCCCUUUUGGGAGACAAGAAGUUCUUGACCGGAGAUGACGUCACUCUGGCUGACCUCGGUCUCGCCGUCACACUGGGUGUCUCCAUUGAGGCGGUUCCUUAUCCCGACUUGGAAAAGUUUCCUCAACUGGUUGAGUUCUACAAUCGUGUCAAGAGCGCCGUACCGGAGUACCAGGAGAUCGCAGCCGAAGGCUUAGAGCUCGUCAAGCGAAUGGCCGAGCACCAUAAGGGUGGCGAAAAGGGACAGUGCCCGGGGACGUGCCCCAAAUCUUCUUUCUUACAAACAAAUAAACAAACAGCACACGCACAAAUCGCAAGAUCCAACAAACAAGAGCUGUCACGCCGCAGCGUCAACACACAUCGCAACGUACAAUAUCUCGACAAGCCCACCAACCCCGUCAUUUGGCGUCAAUUUUUUUUCUUCUCUUUUCUUGCUUUCUUUUUUUGUAACAAUACCCAGCCAUCAAGAUCUCCAUUGUUUUUUCCUACUUUUCAACAAUGCACACGAUGGAUCGUAUCAGCAUACAAUAAUAGUCGCCCUUCAAACUUGUACGAGCAGCCGUCCCAAGGACGGCAUGCUAUAGGUUCCCGGUCUGCUGCAUGUCGGCCCCGUCCAACACCCAUCACAUCCUCUUUAUCAGACCCCGAGGGUGAGAGGGAAAGAAAACCGCCAGAGCAGACGCAGCGCACCGGAAUCGGCGCAUCCUUGCUUUUGCCUCUGACAGCACACCGCCGGGAUUUGCCCACGUCGACAUCGCAAAAGAAAAUGGUACUGACAUUGUACAACCUUUACGGUAGUCCACCAUGCGGUGCUGUCCGAAUGCUCGCCCAGUAUGUGGGACCGGAUUUGGAGCUGAAGAACCUUAAUAUGGCUGCCGGUGAACACCUUCAGCCUGAAUACCUAAAGUUGAACCCCUUUCACAAAGUUCCUACGCUCGUUGAUGACGACUUCGUUCUGUACGAGAGCAACGCCAUCUUAUACUACCUCAUUAACAAGUACGAUCCGGAUAGCACCCUGUACCCGAAAUGCCCCAGGAGCCGCGCUGCAGUGGACAAGGUCCUGGCCGCUGUCACCAGCACCAUUCAGCCGCACUACAUGGCUUUCUUCAGGCCGAGGUUCUACGAGAAGAAAAAGCCUACGGAACAGGAGAUCGAGCAAUUCGAAGAGAACGCUCUCCGUGGUUUCGAGCACCUAAUUGGGGACGGGAAGUACGCGGUGAACGAUACCUUGACUCUGGCUGACUUCAGUCUCGUUGCUCACCUCACACUUGCCCUUGAGCUUCCCCACUUUCGUGCUGAGAAGUUCCCCAAGCUUGUGGCUUACUACGAGCGCCUCAAGAAGGAGCUGGAGAGUUUCGAAGAGAUCAACCGUCCCGGACUGGAAGCCCUCAAGAAGCGAUGGGAAGAGCUCGUCUAAUGCUCGCACGUCCCGCAACGAAGAAAAAAUCCAGUGACCAAUCGGAGGGUCUUACUUCUUGCUCUCCUUUCGCAAAUAUAAAAACAUACAACAACAAUGUAUACUACGUAAUACUAUAACAAUGUAUAAGCUAUAUAAUUGACGUGCCAAUCCAUCGCAGUAAACAUUGCAGACGGA